Messenger RNA from Syngnathus typhle (broad-nosed pipefish), 1400 nucleotides. Its product is annotated as serine/threonine-protein kinase Nek2-like. Gene Ontology annotation, cellular component: cytoplasm; nucleus; centrosome. Gene Ontology annotation, biological process: protein phosphorylation; chromosome segregation. The coding region runs from base 319 to 1233 and encodes 304 amino acids. The record is from RefSeq and is a predicted model, not a curated record. Gene Ontology annotation, molecular function: protein kinase activity; ATP binding. The transcript is spliced from 9 exons. NCBI's taxonomy places the organism in Eukaryota, Metazoa, Chordata, Actinopteri, Syngnathiformes, Syngnathidae.
UUUGAAAAGCCAGAGUGCACAUAGAAGUGGGCAGGUGCUGACAGUAGGAGUGCUGCAGAGGAGAGUGGACGGCGGCUGCAGCAGCAGCAGCUACAUCGUGACAGUGCCCACUUAAAGGCGAGCUGACAGGACCAAUCAUCCACACUGUCAGUCCAGGAGAAUCAGCUCAUGGUGUAUGAGUCGAGCUAUAGACGUCCAAGAUCCCGUUUUACUUGGCUGGCAGUGGAUGACUUCCUGUUUUUGUCUCGGGACUUCAGGAAAGUGAGCAACUGACACUUUAUCAAGUCUGACUGAAGAAAAAUCUUGGGGAAAGUUGGAAUGGGAUCCCGUGGAAGAUGCCAGAGGAUAAGAAGGAAAUCUGAUGGAAAAGUUCUGGUAUGGAAAGAGGUGUGUUGUGAAACUUUGAGCAAGAGUGAGACACGGACAUUGAUCUCCAAAGUGAACCACCAAAAGAUGGCGAGGCACCCAAACAUUGUGAGAUGUUACGACUGCAUCGUUGACAGCGCCAACACCAAGAUAUACGUUGUGAUGGAGGAGUGCACCGGUGACAACUUGGCCGACCUCAUUGCAUCCGCCUCAAGGGAAAGGCGUCACUUGGAUGAGAAAUUCAUCCUGCAGGUCAUCGCUCAGCUCACAUCAGCUCUGAAGACGUUUUACAGGAAGCGUAACGGCAAGCCCAUCUUUCAUCACAACUUGAAAGCAGGCAAUGUCUUCCUGGACAGCGAGCAGAAUGUAAAACUUGGAAAGCCUUCUUACACAAACACAAACCAGAUGUCCUUCGAUAACAAAUGCGAUAUCUGGUCAUUGGGAUGUUUACUGUACGAGCUCUGUACUCUAUGCCGUUACGUUCCUUCCUCAGGACAAAAAGUACUUGCAGAGAAGAUACCAGCAAGGACUUUAAUAAAAAUCCCCGGGCAGUACUCGAAGGAACUGUGCAUGCUUCUCAACAACAUGCUCAACUUGACGGAUGACCUGAGGCCAUCUAUGGAAUCCAUCCUCCAGAGUAACCUUCUGGCUGAAGUAGUUGAGGAGGAAGCAAAGAAGGCCCAGGGAUGUUCAGAGCUAGCUAAGAGGAAUAAGAUGAUACGCUCUGCUCGCAAGAAUAAGGAAAACCUCGCGCCUGGUGAUCCUCAGCUUGUGAUGCUCGACAACAUCGCUCGAAGGCCCCGGACAGACAGUCAGCACACCAGCCAAGUGGACAAAGACAGACAUGUCCGGCAACUCCGUUUUUGACCGCUGGGACGACAUGAUAAAAGAGUGCAAAGCAGGCAAGGAGAAAUGAAAUUCAUUUGUCUUUUUGCAACUGUCCACUUUUGGGGACGUCACAAGGGAGGAAAUGAAAAAGAUCAGGCAACGAGAGAUGCAGUUUGGAUGUGAUUGAGAGAAAUAUUAAAAGGAAA